Brienomyrus brachyistius is the source of this 2672-nucleotide messenger RNA. Its product is annotated as ras-related protein Rab-3D-like. The record is from RefSeq and is a predicted model, not a curated record. Gene Ontology annotation, cellular component: synaptic vesicle; endosome; plasma membrane. Bases 489 to 1157 code for a protein of 222 amino acids. Gene Ontology annotation, biological process: regulation of exocytosis; protein secretion; protein localization to plasma membrane. Gene Ontology annotation, molecular function: GTPase activity; GTP binding. NCBI's taxonomy places the organism in Eukaryota, Metazoa, Chordata, Actinopteri, Osteoglossiformes, Mormyridae. The transcript is spliced from 5 exons.
CGUUUCAUUAUGGUUUGUCAGAAGCAUAAUUCAAUCCCUCUGACCGCUUCCAUCUUUUCAGGUGCGAACAGAACAUGCGGGGUCGUAAAAAACUUUUUUCUGUAGCCUAAAUUAAUCCCUCCGCAAAACUCCCGGCGUUUCGCAGCCAGGUGGAAUACUGACUACGGAUCGGGAAAAGGCAACCCUUAGGACAGGCUAUCUGACUCGCUUAUAUUGUGAAUUAUAACAUUAGUUAUGAGUCCAUUCGUAGACGUGGCCAUCCGAGAUGUUAGUAUCUAAUGGUAAAUGUCUUUGUAGUUUGAGUUAAACUCGCUUGGAAUUUCACUCGGAACAGUGAUGAUAUUACGGUUUAGUUCCGUGCUUUAACCUACAAAUAAAAAGUAUUUCGGGGUAUGGCACAUUAGCUGAGCUACGCCGAAGAACAUGCGACUAGUUGAGAGAGAGGUGGAAGCGCUGCGCUACGCUGCUCUUCCUUCUUCUUUGGUUUGAUGGCCUCUGUGAACGAGUCGCGCCGGUAUCAGGAGUCUCAGACUGAUGCUGCGGACCAGAAUUUCGACUACAUGUUUAAGCUGCUCAUUAUAGGGAACAGCAGCGUGGGCAAGACCAGCUUUCUGUUCCGCUACGCGGACGACUCCUUCACCUCGGCCUUCGUCAGCACCGUGGGCAUCGACUUCAAGGUCAAGACCGUCUUUCGCGACGACAAGCGGGUCAAGCUGCAGAUCUGGGACACAGCGGGUCAGGAGCGCUACAGGACCAUAACCACAGCGUACUACCGGGGGGCUAUGGGAUUCCUGCUGAUGUAUGACAUCACCAAUCAGGAAUCAUUCAGUGCAGUGCGGGACUGGGCGACACAGAUAAAGACGUAUUCGUGGGACAACGCGCAGGUAAUCCUAGUGGGGAAUAAGAGUGACCUGGAGGACGAAAGGCUGAUCCCGACGGAGGAGAGUCAGAGGCUCGCUAACGAGCUGGGGUUCCAGGUCUUUGAAGCCAGUGCCAAGGACAACAUCAACGUGAAGCAGACGUUUGAGCGGCUUGUGGACAUCAUCUGUGACAAGAUGAACGAGAACCUAGAAGGGGUGGAGAGUCUGUCUUCCGGAAACCGGGCGACCAACAUGAAAGACCCACCCCUGGACAGCCAGAGUAGCUGUUCCUGCUGACCGUCCAAUUGGGUCAUGACCAAUACUGUAUCCACGGUUACCAAAUUCCCCCGCCCCACGAGGGUAGAAACUUGUACCUCUCUGUUGGGUUCAGCUUAGGUGUUGAACCCCUGUUGAGUGACCAGUCUCUGGAUACAAAGCAAGACGCCACACAAGUGUACUCUUCAUCUCACUGCAGGGAAGCCCAGUCCGGUCACAGAGACUUGUCUCUUGACUCGACUCAGCCGACUUCGGAGGAGGGCUUCUCUCGCAGUACCUUUUCUUAAGCACUUCCAUUUGCAUAGCAGUAGAGGUGUCACAUGAUACAGUAAUACCAUAUACUGCCAAUAACACAUGAGCGUUUAUAAUAAUGCCUGCUGUUGCUACGCGGAACAAAACGAUUAGACGUACAAGCAUAUGCGAUAUCGCAACAUCUAUUUCGAAAUGGCUUUAACUGAACUGAAACUCUGCGGUUAGCAUCUAUCAGCAAGAAAACAUGUUUUGUCUACUUUAACCUGCACUCUUUCCUGAGCGGCCAAAGUGUCACUCUGCAAACUUACUGGCAAUAUAUAAAUGUCAACAAGCAUUAUUUCCAACACUCUCUAAACAUCUUACUCGAUAGGGUGACACAGGGUGAUGCUCUAUCGUCACCUUGUGUCACUCUGUCAUCACCCUGUGUCACCCUAUCGUCACCUUGUGUCACUCUGUCAUCACCCUGUGUCGCCCUAUCGUCACCUUGUGUCACUCUGUCAUCACCCUGUGUCACCCUAUCGUCACCUUGUGUCACUCUGUCAUCACCCUGUGUCACCCUAUCGUCACCUUGUGUCACUCUGUCAUCACCCUGUGUCACCCUAUCGUCACCUUGUGUCACUCUGUCAUCACCCUGUGUCGCCCCCCCCCCCCCCCCCCCCACAAUGGGGACCAACCCUCUCAGGUUUCUUGUUUUAUCCACCCUGGUGGAGAAGAGAAUUCGAGAUCCAUUCUGCCUAAAAUCACUUAUAUUCAAUUCAAUAUAAUCUGCUUGCUUGCUAGGGAACCACCAAUUUACACACAAACCUGAAAUAUUUUGUUACUUUUCGACAUGUAUUUUUAUGUUGUACUUUAUAAACCUUGUUAGUAGUAAAUAAGCAAUAAUUCUGCUUAUUACAAUGUGCUGAAGAGCUUACACAAACACAAAUGUGUUUUUUUUUUUAUCAUAAGUUCAUGUCUUCACAUGUGUUUUAUAUCUGAAUGAUUCGCUGUUGACUAUUCUGGGCUGUAGGGUAAGUCCGGUUUCCAGUGAGACUUUGUUUCACUGCAGGGACCAGCUGGAAAGGAUUGUUCAGAAUCUCACUAGUCCAGACUCCCUUCACCCUAAGAACCCUUGUCCUGCUGACACGUUUAUGGGCUCUUGUGUGAAUCUGUCGUUCUGUGUGUGUGUGUGUGUGUGUGUGUGUGUGUGUGUGUGUGUGCGUGCGUGCGUGUGUGUGCGUGUGCGUGCGUGUGUGUGUGUGUGUGCGCGUGUGUGUGUGUGCGGGGCACCAGCACUGUGUCUCA